Anopheles arabiensis is the source of this 1824-nucleotide messenger RNA. It is a transcript of the gene Rab14, whose product is annotated as ras-related protein Rab-14. Lineage: Eukaryota; Metazoa; Arthropoda; Insecta; Diptera; Culicidae. Gene Ontology annotation, molecular function: GTP binding; GTPase activity. The coding region runs from base 498 to 1145 and encodes 215 amino acids. Gene Ontology annotation, biological process: endocytic recycling; Golgi to endosome transport; phagosome maturation. The transcript is spliced from 5 exons. The record is from RefSeq and is a predicted model, not a curated record. Gene Ontology annotation, cellular component: recycling endosome; Golgi apparatus; phagocytic vesicle.
GCCAUCGACCUGCCCUCCCCCUAAACACCAUCAAUACAGUGUUGGAAUAUGUUGUAAAUUUUGCAAACGUAUGGUGGAAGGACAAAAGCAGGCGACAAAACAGUGCAAAUCCCUGCUAAAUACCGUGACGCACAUCGCUGACCGCCCGUUCUCAGUUUCCCGCACCGGUCGGCCAAUCGGAACGGGAGCAAAACUAGCAAAGUUCGAUCGAUCCGUCGAACCGUCAGCACCUUUGCACACCGAUGCGGAUGCAUUGACACGGAGGAGUAAUUACGCCUUUUUCUGUGAUUGAGAGUUUCUCUUGAAGGCAGCGAAUAAAAACACGUACAGCUGUGUUGUGCCUGUUUGUGGUGCCGUUUGCAGGAAGAACCAGGCGAAGCAAUAGAUCUCUUCAACCCGCUGGAACCAUUGGCUCAGCGGAACCUUCCAUUCCCCCCCUCCAGAAAUUGGAUGUUGAUCAAGUGAAAAACGGCUGCUGAAAUCACAGGAUAUUCAUCAUGUCGGCCGGACCGUAUAAUUAUUCGUAUAUCUUCAAGUACAUCAUAAUCGGCGAUAUGGGAGUCGGCAAAAGCUGCCUGCUGCAUCAGUUCACAGAGAAGAAGUUUAUGGCCAGCUGUCCGCAUACGAUCGGUGUCGAGUUCGGGACGCGCAUCAUCGAGGUUGAUAAGCAAAAAAUUAAGCUGCAAAUAUGGGACACGGCCGGGCAGGAGCGGUUCCGGGCGGUGACACGAUCGUACUACCGUGGUGCUGCCGGUGCACUGAUGGUUUAUGACAUUACGCGACGGUCAACCUACAAUCACCUGUCCAGCUGGCUGACCGAUACGCGCAAUCUAACGAAUCCCAGCACUGUGAUAUUUCUCAUCGGCAACAAAUCGGACCUCGAAAGUACCCGCGAGGUGACGUACGAGGAGGCGAAAAACUUUGCCGACGAGCAUGGCCUGCUGUUUGCGGAAGCGAGCGCAAUGACUGGCCAAAACGUGGAGGAAGCAUUUCUAGAAACGGCCCGAAAGAUCUACCAAAGCAUCAAGGACGGGCGGCUCGAUCUGAACUCGUCCGAAACGGGCGUGCAGCAUAAGCCGGCCCAACCCGGCCGAACCACGCUCAGCAACGAUGCACAGACGAACAAGGAAAAUUGCUCCUGCUAGGAGGUACAUCGGGAGUUCCAUUGCCGGGUUGGCGCGGGUGCGUGUGUGAGUGGCAACGAUUUUUACCCCGUUUCACAGAGCGGGAAGUGAGUGAAGGAGGAACCUACCGUUCGAAACGAAACUACAAGUUGCGUUUCGUGUUAGGGCAAAGUGUCUGUGUGUGUGUGCUUCUUCAAGCAAGCAUAUAAUUAGGACCCUUAAUGCGAAAUUGCGCCAAACGAUUUUUUUCUUCUAUAGUUUGAAGCAAAUUCUAAAGAUAAACCCAGAAACCCCGCUUCCAGUUCCAGUAAUUUGUGAGAUCGAGUUUGAUAGGCCUACGGCAAUUUUUCGUUUGUUACUAUUCCAUACACAUCCCUGCCCUGCAAUGCUAGGCUCUGCAACAUUCGAAACAGAAUAUCUUUAACCUUUCCCUGCAAUUUUUGUUAAGUUAAUUUGUUGUUAAUAGUUUACUGAUUGUGAAGAUCAAACGAGCAGCAGCAGGAACGGAACGAACCGCUUCAAACAACUAGCGUGUGUUGUAGGUACUCUACUGCUAACCCCCAGGCACGGCGGAGAGCCGAUUUUUAAGUGAUGAAAGGAUUAAGUAUACCCAAUUUAGUUGAUCGAUAAGAAAUGUAUUUUAUUGUACGCAAAUAUAGUAAGCAAAAGGGAGUUUUAUUUAUGUUUCCCCGCAGUUUUA